AUCGAGGGGCGUGAAAGUGCAGACAAAAAAAGAAAAAAAUAUUAGCAGAACAAAAAUAAAUUAAUUCAAGUGAUUCGUCCCACAAAAGUCAACAAAAAGUGCAAUAUUCGUGUAGCUAAGUUACCAAAUUAUGCUAAGAACUCAAAUAUAAUGCUAUAAUUAGUGAAUUCGUGAUAAUAUUAUUUAAAAAAUAUUUCAAGUGAUUGGAAAAUUUUGGACAUUAUGAAUAAUUUUUAUGAUAUUUGAAUUGGUAUCGAUUGUAUUGUCUAUACUUUUUAUUGUGCAUUAUCUGUAUUACAUCAUUACGUCGCUAAUUAACGAUUUUAGACCAAACAUGCAGUCAGAAGACGCAAAAUUCAUUAAAAAACGUUUUAAAGGGGGAAUGAUUGAACCUCAUCCAACUGAGCCCUCAAUUAUUGUCAAUUAUAAACUUGAAGCGGCUGUUUAUGGCGAUAAAGAUGUCUCGGAUCCAAUGCUGGCUGAUAAAAAGGAUUGUCAGCGAAUCAUUCGACUUAAAACAUUAAAUACUAAAACAGAUGUAGCUGCUUUGGCCAGAGAAGUUGUCGAUAAAUGCGAUUUAAUACAUAAAUCUCAGCUAUCAGACGUUGAACAAAUAAUCUAUUUCCUCAAAAACCGUAAAGUCUCGAGGGAUUCUGGUGUAUCUAGCUUAAAAUCUGCCUCGGUUCGUUCAAAAUCGGAAGCAAGAGUAUUGGACAAAGUAAAUAAUGACGUCGAUAAAGCGUCAAUAAGAAAUAUUGAUGACUACAUAGAAUUACUCUAUGAGGAAUUGCCUGAAAGAAUACGAGGGUCGGCUUAUAUUCUUCAGCUUGCUAGAAAUCCAGACAAUUUAGAGGAAUUGGAGAAAAAUGAGGCAGUAUUGAGCGCUCUGUCGCGUGUCCUUCGCGAAGAUUGGAGGAAAAGCCUUGACCUUACUACAAAUAUAAUUUAUACAUUUUUCUGUUUCUCCACAUACACACAUUUCCAUUCAGUAAUCGUUCAAUAUAAGAUUGGAUCAUUGUGUAUGGACGUCAUUGAGUACGAAUUAAAGCGUUACGAGCAAAUGAAGCAAGAUUUGGAUAAGCGUAAAAAUGUUGAAAACGGUGGAAAGGAUUUGAACAAAAGUCAAGACAAUUUAGAUGGAACAAUCAUGAAUGUUGAGAAACCAAAAGAAAUGGAACCACCGAGAAGAAGAAUUCCAGAACUAAAACAACGCCCAAAGAGUGGAAAUUGGUCAAUGGCAAAUAGUAUGGUAUCAUCAGCCUCAUCGUCGUCUUUAAUGAAAGCCUAUUCAAUGAAUAACAGUUAUCAUGAGGGUCUUUCAAAGGAAUUGCAAACAAAUUCGAAUGGAAAUUCAACAGAAGAUUUGAAAAAUGAUCCAAAACGUCAAAAAGAUGAAAUUGAAAGAUUAAAUAAGCAAUUGAAAACGUUUGCCAAAAAACAAGAACAAUUGUUGCGCGUUGCUUUUUAUCUGCUCCUUAAUAUAGCCGAAAACACGAAAUUAGAGGAGAAAAUGCGUAGAAAGAACAUUAUUAAAAUGCUAGUAAAGGCAUUAGAAAGACAGAAUAUUGAUUUAUUGGUUCUCAUCGUGACAUUCUUAAAAAAGCUAUCAAUCGUGCGAGACAAUAAGGACGAAUUGAAGGAAUUGAAUGUGAUUGAAAAGCUUCCACGACUUCUCCAAAGCUCACAUUCCGAUCUCAUUCAAGCGACAUUAAAAUUAAUCUUCAAUUUAUCAUUUGAUGGACAAUUACGUGCUAAAAUGGUACGAAUUGGAUUGCUACCAAAACUCGUUCAAUUUAUGAGUGAGGAUAAGCAUCAUACGAUAGUCAUUAAAAUUUUGUAUCAUAUGAGUCUCGAUGAUAAAGUGAAGGUCGUUUUCACAUAUACUGAUUGUGUUCCAAUGCUAACCGAUAUGCUCCUAUUAAAUUUGAAUAAAAAAUCCGAUAUUGACCUCAUCGCAUUGGGAAUAAAUUUGGCACUUAACAAGAAAUGUGCACAGAAAAUGUGCGAGAAUAAUCGACUUAAAGAUUUGUUGGAAAGAGCAUUCAAGUAUCGUGAUGCUUUAAUGUUGAAAAUGAUAAGGAACAUCUCAACGCACGAGGAAUUAAGAAAGGAGUUUAUGGAAUUUGUCGAUGAUUUUGCAAAAGCUAUAAACGAAUGUGAUGACGAAGAUUUUUUGGUUGAAUGUAUUGGCAUUCUUGGAAAUAUGUUAUUGCCCGAGUUGGAUUACUCGCAAAUACUUCAAGCACAUGGAUUAAUUCCAUGGAUGAGAAAAACUUUGAUCCCAGGAAAUGCAAAAGACGAUAUUGUACUUGACACUGUGGUUUUUCUAAGUACGUGUGCUACAAAUGAUGAAUUAUGUGCCAUGUUGCUGUGCAAAGCUGAAGUAAUAUUGAGUUUAAUAGAGUUACUAAAAGCGAAACAGGAAGACGACGAAAUGGUGUUGCAAAUUGUUUAUGUUUUCCAGCAAGUACUCAGAAAUGAAAGCACACGUAAUUAUAUUAUAAAAGAAACAGAAGCACCAGCAUAUUUGAUAGAUUUAAUGCACGAUAAAAAUGUAGAAAUACGAAAAGUUUGUGAUUUUUGUUUGGACAUAAUUGCAAUGACAGACUCAAAUUGGGCGAGUAGAAUUAAGUUGGAGAAAUUCAGGAACCAUAAUUCUCAGUGGUUAACGAUGGUUGAAACCCACGAAUCGGACGACAUUCAAGAUUAUGGAGCAGUUGACGACGAAGAUACAGAUUUACCAGUUUAUUUAACAUCUGACUAUUUAACUCAGAUUUAUCAAUCAUCAAAUGAGGAUUCCGUUGACGGUAGAACACCCUCAAAUAGCUCAUUUAGUCGACCGAUUAGUCGUUAUAGCAAGGAUUUUGAGGAUUUUGACAUCCUGAAAAGCUCCCAAUCGCAGGAAAUGAUUGAACCAUUCCCUGUUAAUUAAAUAUUAAUUUAAGGAAAAAUAAUUUGAAUUUUUCUAGUCGAUUCUAAAACAGAAAAUACAUUGGUGUGAUAACAUUUGCAAAGAAAUGUUUAAUUCUCUCUCUAUACUUAUAUCCAUAUUUUUUACUUAAUUUAAAAUACAAAACAAAACAUAGUCAUUAGAACAUUACAUACUCUCUAUUCUAUGCUUUUAAAAUGCUACCUUAUCAGUGAGAUUUUAUGCACAAGCUUCACUUUCAUAGAAUUUAUAAAGAGCUAUCUGUUGCAUUAUAGCUUUAAAACAAAACAAAUUUAAAUCAUAUUUUUAAAUGUAUCACAGCUAACCAAAUGAUAGAAUCAAUGUAACUAUUUAAGUCAUAAAGAUGCAAAUUUUAUGAGAGUUUUGAUCAAAUGGAGACAAUUUGAAAUAAAAAGUC
This is a messenger RNA of Chironomus riparius, 3347 nucleotides long. NCBI's taxonomy places the organism in Eukaryota, Metazoa, Arthropoda, Insecta, Diptera, Chironomidae. The record is from the annotation of a GenBank genome assembly.